Molecule: messenger RNA, 300 nt
Organism: Penicillium argentinense
Lineage: Eukaryota; Fungi; Ascomycota; Eurotiomycetes; Eurotiales; Aspergillaceae
Exons: 3
Coding region: 1-300 (99 amino acids)
Source: RefSeq, a predicted model, not a curated record
AUGAGGCAUCUUUAUCAGCUCCUGGUGCGCGAUGUUCCUGUCAUUUGGGCUGAUGAAUACAAUUGGUGUAUUCGAGGCCUAGUUGGCGGAUCUGUGCAAGGUGGUGAGGUUUGGCUUAUUGUGGUCAAGGAAGUUGUGUGGCGGCCGCUGUUUGAUGCACAUGGUCUUGCGCCAUUUUUGGUCUCCGGACGUGUUGGGCUUCUUGCGUCGGUGAUGGUUUUUAGCGUUGCACAUGGUACAAUCUCCUUCGAUCUUGAGAAGAUUUUUCCUCGACAAACGUCAAGUCUAAUCAUCGGAUAG